This is a messenger RNA of Elephantulus edwardii (Cape elephant shrew), 2919 nucleotides long. It is a transcript of the gene RHOBTB1, whose product is annotated as Rho-related BTB domain containing 1. The record is from RefSeq and is a predicted model, not a curated record. Lineage: Eukaryota; Metazoa; Chordata; Mammalia; Macroscelidea; Macroscelididae. Gene Ontology annotation, biological process: small GTPase-mediated signal transduction. Gene Ontology annotation, molecular function: GTPase activity; protein binding; GTP binding. Bases 160 to 2229 code for a protein of 689 amino acids. The transcript is spliced from 11 exons.
CGCGCGCAGUCGUGGCUGCUGCUGAGUGGCGGGGGGGCCCCCUUGCUCCCCCCCAGCCCUUGAAGGCGGAGAGAGCUCGCGUCUCGCUCGGCUCCAGGGUAAGUCCACCUGUGAGCAGGGUGUUCUGGUCCUCACUUCCAGCCAGCCAGAGUGUUAUAAAUGGACACUGACAUGGACUACGAAAGGCCCAACGUUGAAACCAUCAAGUGUGUGGUCGUGGGCGAUAACGCCGUGGGGAAGACGCGCCUCAUCUGUGCCAGAGCAUGUAACACGACGCUCACGCAGUAUCAGCUGCUGGCCACCCACGUCCCCACGGUGUGGGCGAUUGACCAGUACCGGGUCUGCCAGGAGGUCUUGGAGCGUUCCAGGGAUGUGGUGGACGAAGUGAGCGUUUCUCUCAGGCUUUGGGAUACGUUUGGGGAUCAUCACAAAGACAGACGCUUUGCUUAUGGCAGGUCUGAUGUUGUGGUUCUGUGUUUUUCGAUCGCUAAUCCCAAUUCCCUAAAUCAUGUGAAAACCAUGUGGUAUCAAGAAAUCAAGCACUUUUGCCCUCGCACACCUGUUGUUCUAGUUGGCUGCCAGCUAGAUCUCCGCUAUGCUGAUCUUGAAGCUGUUAAUCGAGCCAGGCGCCCUUUGGCAAGGCCCAUAAAAAGAGGUGAUAUUUUGCCCCCAGAAAAAGGUCGAGAGGUUGCAAAGGAACUGGGCAUCCCCUAUUAUGAAACGAGCGUAUUUGACCAGUUUGGGAUCAAGGAUGUGUUUGACAAUGCUAUCCGAGCUGCACUGAUUUCCCGCCGUCACUUGCAGUUCUGGAAAUCCCACUUAAAGAAAGUCCAGAAACCUUUGCUUCAGGCACCAUUCCUACCUCCAAAGGCCCCUCCGCCGGUCAUCAAGAUCCCUGAGUGCCCCUCCACCUGGACGAAUGAAGCCGCCUGUCUACUCAACAACCCUCUGUGUGCUGACGUCCUGUUCAUCCUUCACGACCAGGAGCACAUCUUUGCACACCGAAUUUACCUCGCUACCUCCUCUUCCAAAUUUUACGAUCUGUUUUUAAUGGACUGUGAAGAAUCCCCAAAUGGAGCUGAAGGGGGUUGUGAGAAAGAGAAGCAGAGGACUUCCCUUGACCCCGAGGAGGAAAGGGAGCAGGCCACCCCAUGGACCCCUCAGGCUGAGGAAUGGAACUCUUCCAGCCAGGGCUCCUUGGAGCCUCUGGGGCUGGAAGCUGAGGGCUCUGUCCUGGAGACACAGGUUUUGUCCGGGUGGAGUAAGGGGUUUGUUGGCAUGCACAAGGAGAUGCUAGUCAACCCCAUUUCAAAGCGGGAGGGCCCUGUGACUGUGGUUAGGAUGGACGCGUCAGUCCAGUCAGGCCCUUUCAGGACCCUGCUCCAGUUUCUUUAUACAGGGCAGCUGGACGAAAAGGAGAAGGACUUGAUGGGUCUGGCCCAAAUCGCAGAAGUCCUGGAGAUGUUUGAUUUGAGGAUGAUGGUGGAAAACAUCAUGAACAAGGAAGCCUUCAUGAACCAGGAGAUUACAAAAGCGUUUCAUGUCAGGAAAGCCAAUCGGAUAAAAGAGUGCCUCAGCAAGGGGACAUUUUCAGAUGUGACAUUUAAAUUAGAUGAUGGAGCCAUAAGUGCCCACAAACCACUGCUGAUCUGCAGCUGUGAAUGGAUGGCUGCCAUGUUUGGAGGGUCCUUCAUGGAAAGCACCAAUAGUGAGGUCUACCUUCCGAGCAUAAACAAGAUGUCAAUGCAAGCGGUUUUGGAUUACUUGUAUACUAAGCAGUUGUCGCCCAACUUGGACUUGGACCCGCUGGAGUUAAUCGCCUUGGCAAACAGACUGUGCCUGCCACACUUGGUUGCACUUGCAGAACAGCACGCUGUGCAGGAGCUAACCAAGGCCGCUGUGAGUGGCAUGAGCAUUGAUGGAGAAGUGCUCUCCUAUUUGGAACUGGCCCAGUUCCACAAUGCCAACCAGCUGGCCGCCUGGUGUCUGCACCACAUCUGCACCAACUACAACAGUGUUUGUUCCAAGUUCCGCAAGGAAAUCAAAUCUAAAUCUUCAGACAACCAGGAAUACUUUGAGCGGCACCGCUGGCCCCCAGUGUGGUACCUGAAGGAAGAAGACCACUACCAGCGUCUGAAAAGGGAGCGUGACAAAGAAGCUAUUGCACUAAAUAAACAUCAUUCUCGCCGCAAGUGGUGCUUCUGGAAUUCAUCGCCAGCAGUCGCCUGAGGAGAAAGAGGGGGGAAUAAUCCAUAAUCUGAUGCAUCACUUUUAAAAGCACUACUGUAAAAUUAGUCUUCUUAUUAGAGAUAAGAUAUAGUUCAGGUUUCAGGCACUGAUCUUCCUCCACUUUUGUGCAUUUACCUUUUUUAGGAUCAAAGCACAAGCUCACCAUCCAUGAGCCUGGACAAAAAGGGAAGCUGGUGUUCAAUGCAUUCCUUAAACUUAUGUAUAUAUUGUGUUGGGGGGAGGGAGGAGGCUUAAUAAGCUCUAGUCCGUUAUUUCCUUUCUUUUUAUACAAAGGAGAAAAUAAUCCAGCUUUCAUGUCUCAAAUUUCAAAUUGGGAGAUAUUUUUAUAUGAUCUCUUGUAUUUUGUUGAAAUGAAAAUACUGUGUAUCACUUUAUUUUACAGGCCACAAAUUAACCAGGUCGCCCUGGGAUUAAAGUUGAAACGUUUUGGCCACAUGGCCACUGAGGUUUCAUUAGAUAAUUAGAGAGUUCUCCCUUUGUUGUGACGUUAAGGGCUGGAGUUAAAUUCUCCAAACUACGAGUAAGAGAGUGUUUCAUCUUUAUUCUGCUGAAUAACAUCAGUAUAAUUACCAAGUCAACUCCAAGCAAUGUGUAUUUACAAUAUUUGCUGUGUAAGUGCUAGUAAUUAUAUGGUUAUAUGUGCCAUGUAAAAUAUAGUGAUAUUGAAUA